UAAGUAUUCUGUUGACGUGGCGUGAGCGGUAGCGGUUCAGUAGCAGCAGCAGCUAGCUGCCAGGUAACGUACCGACGGCAAGGUGAGCCCGAAGAUAAUCCUGUGGAAAACAUGGAUAUUACUGAGGACAACUGAUUGAGCGGUGUUCAUUUUUUUCAGAAACAUGUCCAGCAGAAGCCAGCACUAUGGGUUCCAGACAGCCACCAUGGUGCAGCCUGCCAAUGGCGGUCAUGCCUACCUGUUUGGAAACAAUGGCUCGGAGAAUGACCUAUCAGAAGAGGAUGCAGAAAGCUAUGAGCUUCGGCCACGUGGCAGAGAGAGGCUGCGGAGGAGCACAUCCAGAGAGAGGAUGGACAUUAUCUACCUGACAAGAGAUAUACAGGAGGGGGACACCUUGAACAGCAUUGCCCUGCAGUACCAUUGUUCAGUGGCUGACAUUAAGCGUGCCAACAACCUCUUGACAGAGCAGGACUUCUUUGCUCUGCGUUCAGUUAAGAUUCCCGUGAGGCGCUUCAGCGUCCUCACUGAGACUCAUACCACUGGUCCUCUCAAAUCUGCCUCUCCCACAGGUGCUAGACGCCUGCCUCAGAUAUCACCUGUUACAUCUCUCCCUACCGAGUCCUCCACAGACUCUUCUUCUUCUACCGACAGCGUGGAAGGAUUCCUCCUGGAGAAGGACAAGGACAUUGAGCGGCUGGUGAAAUCCACAGGACCGUCUCGGAGUAGUCUCAAUGAGGUUGUGUCCUCCCUAACAUUGCAGCAACAGCAGCCACUGCUAGGAGAAGUUGAGUAUAAACCAGCACAGAAAAAGGACCCUUAUUAUGGGGCAGACUGGGGCAUGAGAUGGUGGACGGCUGUUGCCAUCAUGCUGGUUGUUGGCAUUGUCACACCUGUGUUUUAUCUGCUGUACUAUGAGGUUCUUGUGAAAGCUGACGUCAGCCAUCAUAAUCCUCCACAAGGUCAUGGUGAUGUUCAUAAAAAUGUGGAUAGCAGUACUGUGGAAAGUCAUAUUAUCGGAGACCGUCCUGCAGGAGCUGGACCUGAACAAGUGAUUAAAGGAAACCCACAAGGACCCGUUAAGGACAAAGCAGGAGAGGGUGAACAUGGAGGCCUUGGGGACACAUAGCAGGGGAUUAUACAUUUAUGUACAAAUUUUUGCUAACUCAGAGACCUAAUAAAGCUUGAUGGAUGUCCCCAUUAAUUACUACAACACAAUACGUCAAUGCAGUCUUUCAAACUAGGAUGUAGUAGGCACAGACAUUUUAAAGAACUCUGAGACCAGGAAUAUGAUUGAGGCCAGUUAUUCCAUGUGUUUGUCCUUUUACAUUUACUGUACAUGCUUUUCAGCAAGAAGUGUUAAAGGACUGAAAGUGGGUCUGGUCCAACUCUCUCCUAGAUUUGUGUCUGUUUUAACUGACAAAUAUGAGGUUAAACUUUUUCAAAAUGUAUUAAUUUCAGAGUUGUCAUUAAAGUAUCCAGCAGGAAUUAGGUGAUGUUUUGCCAUCAUCCAUGCUGCUGAAGUUUCAGCUGCACACAGACCACGACGGAUGCCAACACUAAUGUGUCUCAUUUGAUUUAGUGGUGGAUCAGUGACCACUUUCUGAGUGAAUCAUUUUCUCUGUGGAUUUGGUUUGAAGCGAUUUUUACUCAGUUUGGACUAGCUGUAUCUUUUGCCAUAUUAGUAAUAGUGUAUUUUUCAACACUUUGUUGGAAAAGUAAGAUUGCUGCCAUAGUGUUUAAUUAGAAUUAAUUUAUUUCAAGCUUGAGCAUUAGUUUUUACUUACAGUAUCAGUAUUGGUUACCAGUUAAAUUAUGUUUAUGAUUUUCAAGUUGCUUGAAUCUGUCCUUGCUUUAGCUUGCCUGGAGAGAACUGCAUUUUUUUUAAAAACAAAAACCUCUAAGAGCAUGGUGAGGAAUGUGGGAGAUGCACAGUAUUCUCACUCAUACUUGUAAUUAAGUGAAAUUUUAGACUUUGGUAUAUAGCCCUUUUAUUUUAUCACUGUGUUCACUUGAUAUUUUAUGACAAAGCAUUACAUGUUGUUGACAGUAUGUGCCUUUCAACCUGUGGAAUCUGUCUACAUGCUGAAGAAUAAAUAAAUCUAUUUUGAAUAAAUUA
Amphiprion ocellaris (clown anemonefish) is the source of this 2116-nucleotide messenger RNA. RefSeq names its product LysM, putative peptidoglycan-binding, domain containing 3 (gene lysmd3). The record is from RefSeq and is a predicted model, not a curated record. NCBI's taxonomy places the organism in Eukaryota, Metazoa, Chordata, Actinopteri, Pomacentridae. Gene Ontology annotation, cellular component: Golgi apparatus. Bases 164 to 1126 code for a protein of 320 amino acids. Gene Ontology annotation, biological process: Golgi organization. The transcript has 3 exons.